AUGGCGACCAAGGAGCACUGUAUCUUCGCAUUCGAGGCUUUGGCAGCUCAUCUUGAGCAGCGGAAGCCACUGUCUUUACCUGACACCAUCCAGCUCUACAAUACUUCGACGUCCUCGCUGCCUACAGAGAUCACCGACUCGCCACUCUUCGUAACAUGGAAUACGGUUUCUUCGAGAACAGGGGAUACAAACCUCCGAGGUUGCAUCGGCACGUUUGAAGCGCAAGACCUGGAGGACGGUAUUUCUUCAUAUGCCAUCACGGCUGCCAUUCAUGACACGCGUUUCAAUCCCAUUUCGAAGCGAGAACUGCCUUCUCUCGAAGUGGCAAUCACGUUGCUCACCGACUUUGAGGAUUGCGAUGAUGCUAUGGACUGGGAGAUUGGCACACACGGCAUUCGUCUCAGCUUUACCGACCGAGGUAAACGAUAUGGCUCGACAUAUCUGCCAGACGUUGCGCCUGAGCAAGGCUGGACCAAAGAAGAGACCAUUUUGAGCCUCAUUCGAAAAGGUGGUUGGAUGGGUAAGAAAGACAAGUGGCAUGACCUAGACCUCAAGGUCGUCCGAUAUCAAGGCAAGAAGGACGAUGCGCGGUAUUCCGAGUUCAAGCAAUUUAGAGACUGGGUCGAUGCUCAGAUUAAUACAGCAUAG
Truncatella angustata is the source of this 648-nucleotide messenger RNA. Its product is annotated as AMMECR1 domain-containing protein. The record is from RefSeq and is a predicted model, not a curated record. Bases 1 to 648 code for a protein of 215 amino acids. Lineage: Eukaryota; Fungi; Ascomycota; Sordariomycetes; Amphisphaeriales; Sporocadaceae. The transcript has 2 exons.